This is a messenger RNA of Arvicola amphibius (Eurasian water vole), 2345 nucleotides long. RefSeq names its product cytochrome P450 4A14. Gene Ontology annotation, molecular function: iron ion binding; heme binding; arachidonate monooxygenase activity. The record is from RefSeq and is a predicted model, not a curated record. Bases 43 to 1566 code for a protein of 507 amino acids. Gene Ontology annotation, cellular component: intracellular membrane-bounded organelle. Gene Ontology annotation, biological process: lauric acid metabolic process; kidney development; linoleic acid metabolic process. The transcript has 12 exons. NCBI's taxonomy places the organism in Eukaryota, Metazoa, Chordata, Mammalia, Rodentia, Cricetidae.
UCAAAAGGUUCAGUGACGCUAGUGAUCCAGAAGCCACUGACCAUGGGUUUCUCUAUAUUUAGUCCCACCAGAAGCUUGGAUGGUGUUUCUGGGUUCUUCCAAGUGGUCUUCCUGCUCAGCCUAUUUCUGGUGCUUUUCAAGGCAGUCCAGUUCUACUUAAGAAGGCAGUGGCUGCUCAAGACCCUCCAGAAGUUCCCAUCCACUCCUUCCCAUUGGCUUUGGGGGCACCGCCAGAAGGAUAAGGAGCUCCAGCAGAUUCUUACGUGGGUAGAGAAAUUCCCAAGUGCCUGCUUGCAGUGGCUCUCAGGGAGUCGUGCACGAGUCUUGAUCUAUGACCCUGACUAUGUGAAGGUGAUAGUGGGGCGAUCAGAUCCAAAAGCUUCUGGUAUUUACCAAUUAGUUGCUCCCUGGAUUGGCUACGGUUUGCUUCUGUUGAAUGGGAAGAAGUGGUUCCAGCACCGGCGGAUGCUGACUCCAGCCUUCCAUUAUGAUAUCCUCAAACCCUACGUCAGAAUCAUGGCGGACUCCGUCAAUACAAUGCUAGACAAAUGGGAGAAGCUCGGUGGACAGGACUACCCUCUGGAGGUCUUUCACUACAUCUCCAUGAUGACGCUGGACACUGUUAUGAAGUGUGCUUUCAGUUACAAGGGCAGUGUCCAGUUGGAUGAAAAUUCCAGGUUCUACACUAAGGCCGUUGAGGAUCUGAACACCCUGACUUUCCAUCGAAUAAGGAGUGUCUUUUAUUGGAAUAACACCAUCUACAAAAUGUCCUCUGACGGCCGUUUGUUCCACCAUGCCUGCCAGCUUGCACAUGAGCACACAGAUGGAGUGAUCAAGAUGAGGAAAGCUCAGCUUCAGAACGAGGAAGAGCUGGAGAAAGUCAAGAAGAAGAGGCGCUUGGAUUUCUUGGACAUCCUCUUGCUUUCCAAAAUGGAGGAUGGGAAGAGCUUGUCUGAUGAGGACCUGCGUGCAGAGGUGGAUACAUUCAUGUUCGAGGGCCAUGACACCACAGCCAGUGGAAUAUCCUGGAUUUUCUAUGCUCUGGCCACACACCCUGAGCACCAACAGAGAUGCAGAGAGGAGGUUCAAAGUGUCCUGGGUGAUGGAACCUCUGUCACCUGGGACCACCUGGACCAAUUGCCCUACACCACCAUGUGCAUCAAGGAGGCCAUGAGACUCUACCCACCUGUACCAGGUGUGAGUCGAGAGCUCAACACACCUGUCACCUUCCCUGAUGGACUCUCCUUACCCAAAGGCAUCACAGUCUCAAUCAGCAUUUAUGGCCUUCACCAUAACCCACGUUUUUGGCCAAACCCUAAGGUCUUUGACCCUUCUAGAUUUGCACCAGAUUCUUCUAGGCACAGCCAUGCUUUCCUGCCCUUCUCAGGAGGAGCAAGAAACUGCAUUGGGAAACAGUUUGCUAUGAAUGAGAUGAAGGUGGCCGUGGCCCUGACUCUGCUCCGCUUUGAGCUGCUGCCAGAUCCCACCAGGAUCCCAGUCCCCAUGUUAAGACUUGUGUUGAAGUCCAAGGAUGGGAUCCACCUGCGUCUCAAGAAGCUAAGAUAAUUCUGGAGGAGAAAAGGACUAAUCUAGGGACCUGCUGCCUUCAGGGCUUUCUGCUUGUCACCUGCUUUUGUCCCAGGCUUAUCUGUAUUUCUUUUGCUUUCUUUCUGACACCUGUCCCUCUGCUGUCUGUGAUAUCUCCUGUCAUCCCAUCUUCCUGCGCUUUUUCGAACUCUCCCUAGACUCUUCCCCAGUUGUGUGUGUGCCUGUCUGCCACAUGGUUGUGUCUCUGACUGGCCACACAACCCCUGAACACCUGCCUGUCCUCAGUUUACCCUUUAUAACCAUCACCCUGAAAGAAGAAACAUUUUGCCGGGCGGUGGUGGCACACGCCUUUAAUCCCAGCACUCGGGAGGCAGAGGCAGGCGGAUCUCUGUGAGUUCGAGACCAGCCUGGUCUACAAGAGCUAGGUCCAGGACAGGCUCUAAAAAAGCUGCAGAGAAACCCUGUCUCGAAAAAAAAAGAAACAUUUUAAAUGGAGACACUUGUGCCUCUCCCUUUGGCUCUCAGACUCUUGAGACAGUGAACACCAUGAACUAAAAUGUCCUUAGGAAUCACAUGCUGGGAGAAAAUUAACAUUAAAAGUCUGCAUCACCCAGAAGAGAAACUUGAUUCACAAGCAGAGGCUCUCCAUAUUCUUUCUAUUUGUCUCAUGUUGAAGUUAAUGUGUGUUUAGGGUGUUUGCUCCAAUUUUCUUAUGAAAUAAUAAUACUGUUAUAGAGAAAUGAAUAGUUUUUCCUACUUUGCUCCAAGCUGAAAAUAAAUCCAUUUUACUUCAUCUA